Molecule: messenger RNA, 942 nt
Organism: Akanthomyces muscarius
Lineage: Eukaryota; Fungi; Ascomycota; Sordariomycetes; Hypocreales; Cordycipitaceae
Exons: 4
Coding region: 1-942 (313 amino acids)
Source: RefSeq, a predicted model, not a curated record
AUGGUGUCUGCCCUUGCCUCGUUGACUACCUUUGGCUGGGUCACGUCGCUCUCUCUGGUACUGCUCGUCAUGGCCCAUUUCAUCGGCUCCGGAGCGGCCGCCGAUCGCCCAGGAGCUUUUGUCUGGCGCGCCGCCGGCGAUGAUCCUGAUCUGUCCAAGGCGGUCGGCGAGCUGCUCGAGUCGUCUGCUCGCAACUUUACAGUCAAGUAUGUCGCGUCAGAGGACAUAACUCCUUCCAGUCUGCAGACUGUCCAGCUCUUUGCCUUUCCCGGCGGUCCCGAUGUGGACGACGCGUGGGCAGAACUCGAGCCCGUGGCGGAUUACAUACGUGAUUUUGUCGCCAAUGGUGGCCACUACCUCGGUUUUUGUCUUGGCGCAUACAUGGCUGGCGACUCGCCGGGCCUUGCCCUGCUGCCUGGGGACACCGAGAUAAGUGCCGAGAGCGACGAGAAGGACGCGCAAGUCAAGGACGACAGGGAUACGGUGAUUCAGGUCAACUGGGCAUUCAGUUCCGGAGCGAAUGCCGGUCAAACGGCAAUGAACCGCUGGAUUUACUUCCAGGAAGGAAGUCUUGUCAAGAACUUUGUCGAGAACUGUACCAACCAUGUGCUUGCGCGGUACUCCACGACGGGCCACGUUGCUGCGACACUGAACAAGUACGGCAAGGGAUGGGUUGGCACAACCGGGCCUCAUCCAGAGGCGAAUCAACUCUGGUUUAAUUCCAUGAAGCUCAAGGCACCCAAUGGCUUUCAGUUCGAGAUUGGCCAUGACCUGAUUGAAGCCACCAUGAGCGGCGGCAAGAACGUCAAGAGGAUGCCCUUCGCUGGGCAGACCAAUGGAAAUGGGACCAUUGGAAACGGGGCCAAUGGAAAUGGAACGAAGUUUGUGCCAAGUGCCGGCAACAAGUUGAGAAAUCCAAUUGGCCGUCUCUUUCGCAAAUAA